Molecule: messenger RNA, 3943 nt
Organism: Branchiostoma floridae (Florida lancelet)
Lineage: Eukaryota; Metazoa; Chordata; Leptocardii; Amphioxiformes; Branchiostomatidae
Product: neuronal acetylcholine receptor subunit alpha-7-like
Exons: 10
Coding region: 379-2001 (540 amino acids)
Biological process (GO): signal transduction; monoatomic ion transmembrane transport; nervous system process
Cellular component (GO): postsynaptic membrane; synapse; acetylcholine-gated channel complex
Molecular function (GO): acetylcholine receptor activity; acetylcholine binding; acetylcholine-gated monoatomic cation-selective channel activity
Source: RefSeq, a predicted model, not a curated record
UGCAACAAUGUCGGAUUAUACAGUCUGGUUAGAGCCGGGAGAUACUUGAGAUAAAGGCGUGAUCAACAACCGACUUGUGCGCAGGGAGUUGACAGUAGGCGCAGGGCUGCAUGGGAGUGAUCUGUUAGUAGCACGAUACAUGCAUAUUCCAUCUGCGACUGCACCGGCAGGGUGUGCUGGAAUCCGCCUUCAGUUACAACACGCCGUCAGGGCAGUGGAGUGGGGAGCGAGACUUGGACGUCACUGCUGCUGCCCCAAAACAGCGCACUGGCUCUGUAGUACAUUUGCACCAAGGCUACGGGGCAGCGCACUGGAUAGGCGAACGGUGUCUGUAGAGGACACAAGGCUCGAGGUUCUGGUGAACUUUUGUGUGCAGGGAUGGCGCGGACACCGGGAUGGUCUAUCUGUCUCUUGGUCCUCCUGCUGCUACCGAGAGAUUCGCUCCAAGGCCGGCACCAACGAAAGUUGUUGGACAAACUGCUGAAGAAUUACAACACCUUGGAGCGUCCCGUUCUAAACGACUCGGACCCUCUCACCGUCAAUCUGGGAGUUACUCUGCAGCAGAUCAUAGACGUGGAUGAGAAAAACCAGAUCCUGACAACGAACAUCUGGGUGAGAAUGAUAUGGACUGAUGAAUAUUUAUCAUGGAACGAGUCGGAAUUCGGCGGCUUGAAUCAGAUCCGGUUGGAUCCCAAGAGAAUCUGGGUUCCGGACAUCCUCAUGUACAACAGCGCGGACGAGCGGUUUGACGGGACGUACCCGACCAAAGUGGUUGUGAGUUCCAGCGGCAGCUGCCUCUACCUGCCGCCCGGCAUCUUCAAAAGUUCCUGUAAGAUCGACGUCACGUACUUUCCUUUCGACGAGCAGAGAUGUAACAUGAAAUUUGGUUCAUGGAGCCACAGCGGAUUUCAGGUUGAUCUGCAGAUGGUGAACCGCAGUGGAGGGGCCGACUUGACACCAUACAUGCCGAACGGCGAGUGGGACCUGCUAGGUAUGCCGGCGAAGCGGAGUGAGUUUAAGUACGACUGCUGCCCGGAGCCCUACCCGGACAUCACGUUCACGGUGAACAUCCGGCGGCGCACGCUGUUCUACGGCACCAACCUGCUGGUCCCCUGCGUGCUCAUCUCCACCCUCACGCUGCUGGUCUUCACCAUGCCGCCAGAGUCGGGGGAGAAACUCUCCUUGGGUAUCACCAUUCUGCUGUCUCUGACAGUGUUCCUGUUACUGGUAGCCGAGGCCAUGCCGCCAACCUCGGACGUGGUGCCGCUUAUAGGUAAAUACUUCGCCACGACGCUGUGCAUGGUGGCGGGGUCUGUGGUCCUGACGGUCCUGACGCUGAACUUCCAUCAUCGUUCACCGGAGACAAGCCGAAUGUCUCGCGCGACGAGGAAGGUGUUGCUGGAGUGGCUGCCCCGCCUACUGUGCAUGCCGUCCCGCCGAGAAGACAAGUCUGAAGGCGCCCGGGAUCGGGUCCGGGAGACUCUGAGAACUGAUAACAUCAGCAUGAACUCCUUUAAGACGAUGGACGAGCUGUCUUCUCACAACCUGUUGGCGUCUCUGGAGCGGCGCGAGGUGGGGCACGACUUCCCGCUGCAGGCAGGACAGCACGACUUUCCCCCGGGCCUGAGUAAUGACCUGUCCCCGCGGCUGCCCCGGAACUUCCCCACCGCCCUGACGGCCACCGGCUUCAACAUCCCCGUCAGCGCCACUGCCGACGAGACCGGCCUGCAGUACACCCGCGCCGCGGCUAGAACCUCCGCCGAGACCCAGCAGAUCCUGAAGGAGCUCCGCUACAUCGCCAACCACUUCCGCGACAAGAGCGAGGACGACAAGGCGGCGAACGAGUGGAGAUACGCCGCCAUGACGGUGGAUCGCCUGUGCCUGUUCAUCUUCGCCAUCUUCACCAUGGUGACUACCGGGACCAUCCUGUUGUCGGCCCCGCACAUACUGGAGCAGGUCCGAGACUUCUUCGUGGGGCUGGCGGGAAAGGGUGCCGGCUGAGGCGGUCGGACUCCGGGUGAGUCCCCGCACAGCUAGCUAUGACCAAUUGCUUUCGUGCCGUAACGAUGUUUGUUCGUGUCUGUCCUGGCCGUUUCUUGACGUGUGAUGACGUAACUCCGUGGAUUGAAAUACCAACACGCCAUCUACUGCUACACUGCCAAACAGCGCAUGUCUAAAAGGCAUUCCAGAUCUAGAUGAGAUCUGCGGUGGUUGCUGCCUCGUCCUUGCUAAAGUAUAUCGGACUGCCUAAACAAUGUAUAGGAAAUCGUCAGUGCCGGCCGGGCUACGAAAUAUACACAAGGGUACCUUAACAUGACUUGCAAGAUUUCAGUGAAGAGCGAAUGAAAGCCACGUCCAUGGACGAAGGUACAUGCUUUAUAGCAGGGUACGUUUGCAAGUUGCAUCAGGGAGUCCGUAAGGGCGCGGUGACAUAGGUCAUUCCUUUGGGCAUUUUGGAGGACACAAAUGUACGUCUCCAGCAAGUUCAACUGUCUUGGUACACAAAAUUCUGUUUUGUAUCCAUGUCGGUGGUUGGUUCUGUCACAGACUGUUUGAAAAUCCUAUGGCAUCAAAAUCGUACGACGAUCGCACGACCAAUGUGACCGCGCCCUAACGGAAUGAAUCUGCAUUUCUCCCAGUGUAGUAAAAAAAGUAUGUUCUAGUGUCUGUGUCGCUGUCUUCACGUGACUGUUACAAAUGUGUCCUUUCAGUCUCAAGUCAAAUUAGAUACACAGGAACAUGAUAGUGCCAAUAUGUGUGUGUUGUCAUCGGCCAACAGCUGAAGAUUUAGUAGAAAUGUUAGUGAUCAUUGUAUAAAUAGUAGACCUCUAGACUGUUCAUGACAAAAACUAUCGUGGAGAAUCGGUGCAGUCGUCCCAUUUACGGCAUGCAGAGACGAUAAAGUUCGUAACCAGCAAUUUCUACUGAGCGCCAUAUAUAUAUCCAUCUACUGAACAACAUAUCCGUGUACGGAACUCCAUGACUGUGUGCUGAAGUCCAUACCUGUGUACUGAACACCGGUCCGUGUACUGAACAUCGUAUUCGGAUGCUGAACAACAUAUCCAUCUACUGAACAACAUAUCAAUCUACUGAACAAAACAUCCGUGUACUGAACACCGUGCCUGUGUACUGAACGCCGUAUCCGUGUACUGAACACCGUAUUCGGAUACUGAACAACAUAUUCAUCUACCGUAUAUCGCCAUGUUUCAACCAUACCCAUGUGAUGAACGCCACAUUCGUGUGCUGAAUGCCAUAUCUGAACAGCACGUCCGUGUACUGAACAGUACAUCCGCGUACUGAACACCGUAUUCGGAUACUGAACAGCAUAUCCAUGUACUGAACAGCACAUCCAUGUACCAUGUCACGUCCGUGUAGUGACGACAGCCGCCGUCAACAUGCUUGCAAGUUUCGCGAGAGAGUCUGUCGCGAUAAAACUUGGUCAUCUCUACACUAGUUAGAAUAUCUUGGCUUUAUCCGAACGGAAUCCGCACAAUCUGCAGAUGUCUGUAUAUGACUAUAAGCAAGCUGUAUAUGCGGUAUUGCGUCUAUUUCAGAACAACGCGUACCUUUGCCGCACUGCCAAGGAAGACGUACUGUAAGAUAUUAGCUCAUAUAGUUCACAUCUGCUGUUGUAUAUGAAUUGUCCGUCAAGACAAGACGAACCGGCCAUAUGUGUAGUAUAUACUCGUACAUGCUCAAUGUAUCAUGUGAAUUUACCGUUCCCCUCAGCAGGUAUACAAUGAACGGUGGACCACGGCUUCGUCUUUUUGGCCAAGCAGUGUAACUCAGCCUAUACAUAUCCGAAUAUGUGUCCGUAAAUUAUUGUGCAAGACAGGACGUAACGUUUUUCUUACAAAAUCAACUUUUUAUUUCAGGAACUUGAACAUGGGUGAUAAAAUGUAUCAUUUAAAAAUACGCAAUAAAAUACAUACACAGCCUCUAA